AUUUUGUUUCGAUUUACAAUGUAAAGUCAUAAGGCAGCACAGUAUACGUUUUCCUCCGCUAAGCAGCGAACAUGAAACAGAGGGGGUUUUUGGCGGGGCGCGGACACCUGCUGUGUGGCCCCCUGCAGUGCCUCAUUACUACGCUCCGGCUCGCAGGAACUCUAGAAGUACAGAUGGGAAGUCAGAUGAUAGUAUUCUUGAAUCAAGAUGUUUGGCUUCCAUGUAAUAUAUCUGGAUACAAUAAUCGUGAACUGGAUAUCAAGAAAAUGGCCGUCACCUGGUAUCUGAGGACUCCUGGAGGGAAUGCAGAAAAAAUAUUGUACUCAGUUGUUUCUGGAGAACAUCACUCAAAUAGACAUGGCCUGCAAAUAAAUGGAAGUAAACUACAAAGAGGAAAUGCUGAACUUUUUCUUCCACAAAUACAGCUUAAUGAAGAAGGAACAUAUGUUUGUUCUGUGAUUGUUACCCCAGAUAAAGCUGAAGGAACCAAAAUGAUAGAGAUAGUUGCUAAACCUACUAUCAUCCUGUCUCCCAUGAAAAUUGCUAUAGAAAGAGACAGGGAAAAGACAUUGUCAUGUGCAGUGCAGGAAUUCUACCCUGGUUUGAUUGACAUUCGCUGGCAAAAGGAUUCCAAGGAAACCCAAGAUAAAAUGGUGACUGCUGAAGAAAUUUGCACAGGGUCAUCUGUAGAAAAUGGAGAUGGCACUUUUAAUGUUACUAGUAAAUUAAGGCUUCAGCCAUCUUUAAAAGAUAAUGGAGACAUCUAUAGCUGUAUUGUGGAUCACAAGUCAUUUCCCACAAAGCAAAUUUUCAGUGCCACCUUGACUGUAACAGACCCUCCACAAAAUUUAGGCUGGCUAGCUGGACUGUUUGCCAUAUUGAUAACAACUUCUGUUGUUGCUGCAUUUGUAUACUAUUGGUGGUUUAUGAAAAUUCAACCAACAGUCCUGGCAUUUAUUGGAAAUACAGAACUGAAGCAUAUGGAAGAUUCAGAGCUGCAAUGCUUGAUUUCUGGUUUUCGGCCAAAGCCAUUAGAUAUAGCUUUUUUCAUCACCAAAUCUAACAAUGAAAAACAGAAGAUUUUCUCCUGGAACAGUAAAACAAGUGAUGCUGAAAGCAGAGAUGAACAGUAUCUUCUCCUUACAGAGUACAAGGCUAUUAAAGUUUAUGCAACUUUGAAAGAACAACAACGUUGGAUUUUCCAGGUAUCCUGUAAAAUACAUAUAGUUCCAGAUGUAAAGCAGCUGGAUAAAUUUGAACUUUCACUUGAAGUCAGACAUGGAGCCCUUCCACAUGGUUUCCUUGUAGAAACAGCAUCCUUUAAAGUUGCAGCAUCACCAUUGCUGGAUCCAAUCUGGUGCUCCACAGACAUGCCAAGAUCAGAAGAGAUUAUGACUCUUAAUUGUAAAAUUCAUUCUUAUUUUCCCCAAACAAUUGAUGUGCAUUGGGGUGUAGACAAUGAACAACUUCCAGAAGAGCCGUUUUUAAGUGAUCCUAUGAAAGCAACAGACGGGCUUUUUUUCUGCACUAGCAGUAUAAAGUAUCUUCCAAAAGCAGCAGAUUCUGGAAAGAGAUUCUCAUGCAAAACGAACCUGAGAGGCUCACAUCACUCCAGAGAAUCUGUUUGGACAAUGAAAACUGUGGUGUGUACUCCAAAAGUCUCUCAAAUUGGUUGUGACCCCUUUGUGCCAGAGUGUGGGAAAGCCAUCACUUUGUCUUGUUUCAUGAAAGAUUUCAAUCCACCUGAGUUCGACAUCUGUUGGAGAAGAGGCUUUGAAAAACUCACUCAUGCUCAAAUUAAUACAGAAGAGCCAUAUCUGAACACAACAUCCAAUCUGUACUGCAUGAAAAGUCAAGCAUCAUUUACACCUAAGCCAGAAGAUCAUGGGAUAGAGUUUGUGGUUGAAAUUAACCAUUGCAACAAAACUAUAAGAAAUACAUACAGACUUACAUUAAAAGGUUUUCCCAAGAUUUCAGAUAUCAUUGUUGAUCCAAGUGAUGCUGAAUAUGGAAUUCCUUUGUUUUUAACAUCUAGUGUGCUGGAUUUCUAUCCAAAAGACAUUAAUAUUCAGUGGUUUCAUGGUGAUGAUUUAAUAAGCAAAGAUGUACUCACAGAAUGGCCAGCAGAAGACCAAAAGGAUUCUUUCAAUCUGUUGUCUAGGCUACAGCUGAAGCCAACAGCUUUAGAUUACGGCAAAAAGAUUUGUUUCAAAGUAAUGCACAAGAAGCUGACAAAACCCAUUACAAAAAGUUUAUAUUUAAAGCUCCCAGCUAAACCUCCUAUUGUGUCUGAAAUAACAGCAAUAUCAGAGCAAUCUGGGAAGGUCUCCUAUGAAAUUUCCAUAACUAAUUUUUCACCAUGUCAUUUACGAGUGGUGUGGUACAAAGACUGGAAAAAAUUAUCUGAAGUGAGUGAUCCCAGUAACAUUUCCAUUGAAGAAAACAAGCUAUGUUCUUUUACCAGCAAAAUACAAAUCAGUAGAAAAGAAACAGACACUGGGAAGUCAAUCAGAUGUGAGGUUUAUCACCCUCAAACAAAUUCAUUUCAAGAAAAAAGCUUUGUGCUAAAAAGCAAAGAUUUCUUUAGCACCCUUGAACAAAUACCCAUGUUACCUUCUGUGCAGAACCAUUUAGGCACUUCAAGAAGCUGUAAUAUCAUCAGUGAAGAAGUCCUUAAUCCAUUGAAGAUAGAAUGUAUCACAAGUAGCCCAAAGUCAGGUGAGAAUGUGACACUUCACUGUUUAGUACAUGGGAAAAGAGCAGAUGGAGCUUAUGUUUCCUGGUACAAGGGAUUGUUUCCAGUUGAUGGAAAAAUAGAGAACAUCAGCUGCAAUGAUGGAUCUGGUUUUAUUUCUUAUGUAACUUUUAAAACUGAAGAAGAAGAACAAAAAUGUGAAAUCAGAUGUGAAGUUUCUGCAGAUGUUGAACACUGGGAAGAAACAUACAUUUUGGAACUUGGAAAAAGCAAUGUCACAAGAAGAUAAUGACCAUCUACAAGCAAACUUCAGUGCCUGGUAUUUUCAUACAGUUUAUACUAAUUUAUAAAAGAUGAGGGCCCAAUAGACUACUCCUUCAGGGACUAUCCAUGGGUUGCUUCUACUUGGAGACAAUUUUCUGAGAACACCUACUUUCCACUGUGAAUGAACAGGCAUUCACAGUGGCAGCAGAGCACCCACAUGGAAGUUUUCUCCAGACUUACUUUGACUCAGCCCUCCAUAGCGGCCAUUCACACACACACACCCCAGCCACCAGUGGGCUUUUUCAUGGUUUCUUUUAAAAUGGAAAAUUGCUAGCUUUGUGUAGCAUUUUAACAUCAUAAUGGUUUAUUGCAACAAUGUACAAGUCCUUGGAUUUGAUUUUGAAGUCUAGCCACUUUUGCUGUGGAGUUAUAAGGAGAAAUGUGUAGCCAGUGACUGUCCACAUCAAUCUUUGCUGCAACAUCAUGUGGAUGUUUCCAAAUACAGUGCUGCAGUAAGAAAGCCAAAGUGGAGCAAAACAUGUCUAUGGAAACAGCCAUUGCUGUCUAUUAAAAUAUGGACAGGCAAAUAAAUGUUUUAGUGAAAUUCAUCACGGCAGCAUAUU
Messenger RNA from Heteronotia binoei (common prickly gecko), 3582 nucleotides. It is a transcript of the gene NCR3LG1, whose product is annotated as natural killer cell cytotoxicity receptor 3 ligand 1. The record is from RefSeq and is a predicted model, not a curated record. The coding region runs from base 72 to 2984 and encodes 970 amino acids. Lineage: Eukaryota; Metazoa; Chordata; Lepidosauria; Squamata; Gekkonidae. The transcript has 11 exons.